GGGAGGGUCCGCGGAGAGCGCGUUGUUGUUAAACUGUCCAUUCACGAGCUUAAAUGGGAGGUCUGUUGCUGUGGCAGCGCUCACGCGAACAGCCCGCCAGGCUGUGGGAAUAUAACCUCCGUGGUCGCAGAUAACUGUCCUGACUGCGUGUGUGACACCCCGCGAUGGAGGAGGACAACAGCGUCAUGCGAGACUUGAAGGACAUAGAGACGAAGUUGGGCCGAAAAGUUCCGGACAGUCUCUUUCGCUCUCUCGCCGGAGGGAAACACGACAAGUCCGCAGCGCCGCAUUCAGGGAACUGCAAAUGUUGCGCUAACUCUGCGGACAUAAAAAGACUGGAAAGCAAAAUGAUGUUUCUCAAACAAGAGAUGGCAAAUCUGCGAGCCAUUGACGUAAAGCUCAUGCAGCAGCUUAUGUCCAUCAACGAGGGCAUAGAGUCCAUCCGCUGGAUGAUAGAUGACAAAGGAAGCGUCGCCAGCCAUGACAGCAGCCUAACCGGCAGCUUAUACAGCCUGUCGGACAGCCAGGACGGCGCCUCGCUGCGAGGAAGCUUCAAUAGUUUGAAUGAUGGCAACAGUGACGGCCUGGAUGGUCUGUCUGUGGGUAGUUACCUGGACACACUAGCAGAGGACCUCCCGGAUGAACCCUCGCCUACGGACCUUGAUUGUUUUGUGGAUAAAACGGUGAUCGACGGCGACGCCUUUGCCAAAUCGCCUUUGAAACUCAGGGUGGAGUCGGAUGAAUACUACUGCUUUGGAUAAUAAUGAUAAGCUAAAUGUGGCGAUUACAGAGGGACUACUGUAAUUUGUGAAGAAUGGUUUUCAAAAGUAUUCUUCACUUUUAAAACAAAAUGCUAUUUUUUUUUUUCCUCAAAUUGUAGCGAGAUGUUAGCAAGUCUUACCUGAUGACUAAUGUUACGUUUUACUUUCCUGACUCUGUCGAAUCGACGCGCCUCUUCAAAGCGUUCACGCUUAACAUUCAUGUCUUAACACUUUAAACGCAGGUUAAUUGAAAGGGUGUUUUAUCAUGAUUCAAAGUUCUUGUUUUCAGCUAUCCAAUACCUCACUGGGUGUAUCUGUCACACUUUUUAGCCUAAAGGUAUUUUCAAAGGUGGGUGUGGAAAAAGUAGAAACAUCAACUGAACAGCCGAUUUUCCUCACUAUCUGUGGAAAACCCGACUCUGAGUUUGCGUCAGGUCAACCACAAUCAGCUGAUCCAGACUAGAUUGGGAUUUAGCAGCCAUUUGGAAAAUUGGACAUUUCAUGCUGAGCGAUUCUCGAGGUAAAACAGUUUCAAGUGAUUAGUCUAAGUGUCACAGCAAGUGCACUUUGCUUCCAUGCCAAAUCCUGAGCUCCACUGCUGUAUGUGUGAAACUUUUAGUUCUGCUUUUUAUUGUUUUUGUUUUGUUUACCGACAAGAGUUCCCAAGUCAAACUCUGCUCAGCAGUAGUAGUUAAAGCAUGUAGCCUAAAACACAAGAGAUUCGUUGCACAGAUUCUUGACUGAAAACCAAAGCAGUUUGAUUGUCUCAUAGAUAGUUUAGGGCCUGCUUUAACAGCAGAUGGGAGGUUUAUAAAUGAUGGACAUAUGUGGGACACAUGUUUUGCUCUGUGGGCAGAUUUUAAAUUCACUGUUGUUAAAGAACGGUUUAGCGAGAGCGAUACACCGCUGUACAUACAUGUGUUAUUUUUAGCUUUAAAGCUCCUGUGUUGACGUAUCUGACGUUUGUAUUCGCCUGCUUUUUAAAGCAAAAACUGUUUUUUGUUGUUGUUUUGUUUGAUUGCUGAUGAUCUGUUGUGGAAAAUGAAAUAAUAUAUUGUGAUUUUUCUUGCUCAUUGUGCUAAGUUGUUUUGUUUUUUCUUUAAGCAAAGAAACUUCUAAGUAUGAUGCAUUCUGAACCUUUAGGUCCCGUUUUUAGAAACAAACCUCAUUUUGGGAUCCAAAUGAGAUGGAACGUGAACCUCACAGUGCUCGCCUUUUUUAGCUGAUUGAAGUUGAGAAUAAUCUCUUAAUAAUGAGGUCAGACUCCGCGGUGCCCUGUGUAAUGUGCCGUGGAAAAUUACCCUUGUUAAUUCACAUUGUUAAAAACUCUAAAUUGGGCAAAUAGCUGUUUAUUUGUAACCUUUAAAAUAUCCAAGCUGUUAACAAAGGAGGAGUGUUUGGAGUCAUUUUCUUUGGCUGGCAUAAACUAGCGUUAUUAAAGAUGACAAAUCAUGCUGCCAGAAACUCACGAGUAUCUGUCAUCUGGCUGGAAUGACUGGACUGCAUCACUUGAGAGUAACUAAGGCAAACAAAGACGAGACAGAGCUAUUGCUGAAAUGCCAGCCAUGCAGAGUCAUUGACGGGCUGUUAUGUUAUUCUCAUUUGCAAUGCAUCGCGCUGGCUCCUUAUCUUUCAUGUGAUAAUUGCAGGUCCAGACGAGCUAUAGAGGGUAAGUCUUCAUGGGAAAGAUGAGAACCCUGCUCUCAUUGGCCUGCAAAUGAAUGAGUGGCCUUUGCCCACUGUACUUCAGUAGCUGUUACGCUCGCUUGGAAAUGCUGCCUUGCUCCCUUUGUCCACAGAGCUCCAUGUGCGCUGUGACGAAUGCUGUUUAGGGUGUUUACUAAACGGUGGCAGCAAUCUCAAGAUUGGACACAAAGGACACUUUUAAGUGUUACAUUAGGUCCAGACAGAUAUAAUCACUGCAUCCAGGCACAUUAAGCAUGCUUUUAACUUUGUCUCGCUCCAAGUGCAGAGCAGCUUUAUUUGGUUUUACGCUGCCUUAUCUCUACCACCCAGAGACUUCGGCGUAGCUAAAGACCCCUGUAAAGCUGAACCGGGCUGAUUCCAUUAAAACCAAAAGAUCCGCGUAAAUGACAGCGUGACCUUCAUGUCAGCAAUUCAAUUAAAAACAAAAAAAUAUUCUCUAAACUUUCCCAAAUGUAAUGUCCCAAAAAAUAUAUCCAUAUCCAACAACUGAUAGCUCAUUACUUGCAGGGAAACUGUUGAGACUAGAGUUAGUGGCCGUGAAAGAAUUGGACCUACCGAGCAGGUUCUGUCAGUUUAUGCUGAAUGAGUCUGAGUCAGAGUGUUGCAUGGUACACUACACAUGAAUGGCAGCUGCCAUUUGCCCAUUUUCUGUGGUUUUAACAAGUGUGCGUUUGCUACGUGAAAGGGACUACCAGUUGAUGGAGCUUUUAAGAUAAAGACAGCUGCCGUCUUUCAGCGCAGCAUGCAAGACUCAAACUUUCAUUAAACUUGAGAUUAAACUUGAGCCCAUCGUCAUACUUCAUUUCCUCUUGAUGCCAACAUGUAAUGACAUCUUUAGAAAUUUAAGCAAGGAAUGCUGCUGUCAGUGCUUUAUUACAGUCAAGUUUGCAGAUUCUCCCAUCAGCAGCGACGGCCA
Messenger RNA from Maylandia zebra (zebra mbuna), 3384 nucleotides. It is a transcript of the gene lurap1l, whose product is annotated as leucine rich adaptor protein 1 like. Gene Ontology annotation, biological process: positive regulation of canonical NF-kappaB signal transduction. The record is from RefSeq and is a predicted model, not a curated record. Lineage: Eukaryota; Metazoa; Chordata; Actinopteri; Cichliformes; Cichlidae.